AUGCCUUCUAAUAUUAAUAAUCGUGGUCAUAGUGAAGAUGAUAGUGAUGAGAGGUUGAUAAAUUCAAGCCUUUCAUUGGCUAAACCAUCUAAUAGAGCAGGUAUUCAAACUGAUGAGGAUUUUGAUGUUACAAGUCUUCAUGAAACACAGGAAGCCAUCAAAAAGAAAUUGUUAUUAGCAAAAAUGGACUCACAGUAUAUGGACGACGAUGAUGAUGUUGAUAGUGAAGUAAAGUUUGAAAAGUUAUCAACCAAGGGAAGAAGAAACCCAACAAAACUUGCAGAAAUGAAUUCCGCCUCAAAUAUGAGUCAAACUUCGUCAUUCCAAAGAGGUGAAAAAAGAAGAGGUAUUAGUAGAAGAUUUGCCUCAACAAUGAACUCUCGUAAAGGUCUAGAUACUGGUAGUCAAAUGGAUACAUCAAGCAAUUAUAGUGAUGAUAACUCUGAUACCCAAAGUCAACUUACCUCCGACAGUGGUGCCGAUAGAUCAACCUUAGAUGAUGAAGUUGCCUUCACUCAUCAAGACGACUUUGUACAGUUAAAUAAUUUGAUCUCACAAUUUAAUAUGUGUGGAUUCCCAGUUUUAAUCUUUGAUAAUUAUGCAACAAUAGAAUAUUUGAAUCGAGAAGCAGAAGACCUCUUUGGUGUAUUCUCCUUCUCUGUUUUGGGAGAACACGUAAGUGAGCUGUUCCUUGAAGAUUCAGUUUGUGAAGUACAACAAGUCAUUGAAGAUUUUACAGGAAAACCAAUCUUCAACAAUUCUGAUGGUGCAUCUGUUACAUCAAUCAGUAAGGAAGUUGGAGCUGAAGAAUUAAAAAAGAGAAAGGAUACACUAAUGAAAAUCAGAAUAUUGAAAGGAAAAGCAACAAUACUUAAAACAUUUUUCUCUGUUAAAACAAGAUUCAUUACGAUUCAAAAAUUGGGAGUUGAACAUUUUGUAGCAUAUAUGGAAGUGAUACAAGACAGUAUUGAAGAAAAGAAAGAAAUGGCUUUGAGAAAGGUUUACGAAGCCAUCACAGAUUUGUCAGUCAUUCCAAUUAUUUCAAUUUCUCAACAAGGUAUUAUUCAAACAUUCAAUACUGCAUGCACUGCAACAUUUGGAUACUUGAAGAAAGAUGUUCUAGGUAAAAAUGUGAAAAUGUUAUGCAAUGAAAAGGAUAGACAAAAACAUGAUUACUAUCUUCAAAGAUAUUUGAAAACAGGAGAGAAGAGAGUAGUAGAUAAGACAAGAUUUUUGAAAGCUAAAACAAAGAAGGCUAAAUCAAUCAAGAUUGAAUUAAGAGUUUCCGAAAUUAUUGAUGUAGGAAGUAGUUCUUCAUCAUUUGUUGGUUUUAUCAGAGAUGUGAAGAACAUGGUAACUAAGGAAGAACAAUUGACAAGACUUGCAGACAAGAUUUUCCCUAAGAAUGUUGCUCAACGUAUCAGUAUGGGUCAACAAGUUAUUGAUAUUUUCGAAAUGUGUAGUGUGUUGUUCUGUGACAUUGUGGGUUUCACAAAGAUGUCGAAUGGUAAAAGACCAGAAGAAGUUGUCUCAAUUCUCCAUGAAAUUUUUGGUAGCUUUGAUGAUGUCUGUACAGCUUUCCAAUUAGAAAAGAUCAAGACAAUUGGUGAUUGUUACUUUUUAGCUAGUGGUGUUCCAAAAUUCGUUCCUGAACAUGCUGAUAAUAUUGUAAAGGGAGGUUUAGCCAUGAUUCGUGUGAUUCAACAAUUUUGUAAAAAAGAAACCACUGUAGACCUAAAAGUAAGAAUUGGUAUUCACAGUAGUUGUGAUAUUAUUGCUGGUGUUGUCGGUAAGACUAAACAAACCUAUGACUUGUUCGGUAAAGGCAUAGAGGUUGCAGAAAUUGUCGAAUCAACAGGUAAAACCAAUCAAGUGCAAAUUAGUAACUCUACCUAUCAAUUACUGCAAUCGGAGAAGCUUAAGAGUUUGUUUAGUGUUCAUUAUGAAGAAAAGGAAGAAUUGCUUCUUGAAAAGGUUGGCAAAGUUGUUAUUCCAGAAAGAACGUGGAUUACCGAUUUGCAAUAA
Molecule: messenger RNA, 2025 nt
Organism: Naegleria gruberi
Lineage: Eukaryota; Heterolobosea; Eutetramitea; Acrasida; Naegleriidae
Exons: 1
Coding region: 1-2025 (674 amino acids)
Biological process (GO): receptor guanylyl cyclase signaling pathway; cGMP biosynthetic process; intracellular signal transduction
Molecular function (GO): guanylate cyclase activity; peptide receptor activity
Source: RefSeq, a predicted model, not a curated record